This is a messenger RNA of Hylaeus volcanicus, 2356 nucleotides long. RefSeq lists its product as uncharacterized. The record is from RefSeq and is a predicted model, not a curated record. NCBI's taxonomy places the organism in Eukaryota, Metazoa, Arthropoda, Insecta, Hymenoptera, Colletidae. Bases 290 to 2308 code for a protein of 672 amino acids. Gene Ontology annotation, biological process: snRNA transcription by RNA polymerase III; positive regulation of transcription by RNA polymerase III; snRNA transcription by RNA polymerase II. Gene Ontology annotation, cellular component: transcription elongation factor complex. The transcript has 9 exons.
GAAAAACUUUGCCACUAUGUUUAAUAGCGAACAAGAAUAAUUUGAUUAAUUGUAGGAUCUUUACAACUUACGAAUCCCGAUUGCCUCCUAUUUUUACACACGUGUACCAACCUAACGCUAUUAUACAAGUACGAAUAAUGGCGGGCAAACAAGAAUCUACUAAAAAAUACGUCGUAGCGUGACCGGCUAGUGGAUUUUAGUUUCGGUAGCCCCAUCUGAAUGCACCCAUCGACUGCAUGAAAGGAAAUUAAACAUAUUAUAAGUCAAAAGCAUUUCUAUUUUAUAAAUCAUGGAUAGAUUCUUAAACAUUGAUUGGAAUCCUCCAUUAGAAGAUAUGAUAGAUAAUACUUUCAUCAACAUAGAAAGAUUUGAACAGGAGAGUGUUAUGCAUAAAAUUUUGAAUGGGAAUUUCAAUGAUCCAUUUAAUGAUAUUAUAGAUGAAUAUAAAGAAAUUAAAACUGAUUUAAUGAGCGACAUAGAACCUGAGUCUGAUGAACAAGGUUUAGAUGAUAGUAUUGAAGCUAUUGACAUGGAAAAAAAAAAUAGGUUAAAACAAUCGAAUAACAUUAAGCGUUCGCGUUAUGUGCCUUGUAUUGUUAAAUCAAAGUUUCAGUUUCCUAGGCCAUCUAACUUAAAUAAAGAACAGCAAGCAUUGUGUUUAAGAGUGUUGUUAAGAUUUUCAGAAUCCGAUAAGCCAAAAUUAACUCAACCAGAUAGAGAAGAAUUACAGACUUAUAUGAGUUUACAAAGUAUAAUAUCUCGAGAGCAAGAUGAAUUUUUAGAAUUUGCUAAAAGCAAGUGGCAUGAAAGAUUAUUGAAAAUCACAUGCGAAGAUUACAUUAAUUUACAUUGGAGAUCAAAGUUGCAGUACAUUCGUAACAUUCCUAGGUAUUAUGCUGAAGUUACAAAUGUACCAUUUGUAGCAGAUAAAAACAUUGAUGUAAAAUUUAUUUCUGACUGUUUGCAAAGGGGUCAUUUACCAAACAUAGUACUACCAACCUUUCACAGUUCGUAUAUGCUAUGCAUAAGCUCUGAACAGUUACAAGAAAGGUUUCCUCCUAAAACCUAUGUUUCCAAGGAAUCGCCAAUUUGUUCUAAAUUACCAGUAAGUGAAGAUACAAAUUGUCAAGAAUUGGCUGAAAAUAAUAAUGUGGAUUUAGUAAUUUCAUCCAGUGGUCUUAAUUGUUUAGUAAAUAACAUUGGACCAAGUUCUUCGAAUUCCUGGAUUUUACCUAUAGUUAUAAAAAGGCAUAAUGAUAAAAAUGUUAUCUAUAUAGAUAAACCAGCACCACCAAGUGCAAACACUGUACCGCAUAAAAAUAAUUGGGUAUAUAAAUACAUUCUUAAAUAUUUCCUUAUUAAUGUCGAACAUCCUAUUUCGGAAAACACCGAAGCGUACUACGAUAAUAUAUUUGGCGAAGUUAAUUCCGAAGUAAUCUUGAGACUCGAAGAUGAAUAUGAAAACACUUCGUGUGGUAUAAACACAAAGACACACUUAAAUGUAGUAGGAGAAACCAAAAGUAUUGAAAGCAAUUUAAAACAACAAGUAAACACGAAAGAAAAUGUAUCGUACAAAUUGUUUUCUAUAGGGCCACAGUCCUCUGAACAAAAUGAAUUAAUGAAAAAUGUUAUCAAAGAAUACAAAAUGUUGGUGAGAACCAAAACAGAUGGAUUUGUGACUUUAGAAAAUAAUGUACAAAAAUUGUUACUAUUGGCGCCAAAACUAGAACAUCAAGUUGAUCUUGGUGCCGAAGCUGUAACAUUAGAAGAAUCAUUGAAACAAUGGAUAUCUCUGGUAUUUAGACCUUUCACAUUUCUCGCACGAGUUCGGAUAAAUGCAGAAACAUCGGAAAUAUUACAAGUGGAACAUCGUACAGCGAUGUCGAUAAGUAAUGAAAUCAAACGGCUUUAUAAUAUAAAAGUUGAAGAUUCUUUGACAAUUUUACAUAAUGUUGUUCAAUCUCUCGCGAACCUAUCUCCAGGCCGUUAUGUUAUGAGACACACAGUAAGAAAUGGUUCAUUUGCAACUGUUUAUAAAGAAGUAGAAAGUCCGGGGAAAAAUAUUUUUGAUAUACACACAGUUUAUGAUGAACAGUACCAUACUUUACAUAAUUCUCCUUGGAUUCCACUGGAUAAGAUAGUACCGACACCAAUGGUUAAACAUUUUGAGAGAAUGCCAGCUAUGUUUCAUCCAAAACUCAGUAAACCGUUUUUAAAAAACAGAAAACCCACAAAAAUAAAAGAAUCCAACACAGGCACUGUGCGCAGAAGUUUAAGAAAUAAAAAGAAAGAGGUAUUAAAUGAUUAAUUUAAAUGUAAAUGUAAAUAAAUUUUACGAUACAUGCAACAAGGUAUU